Messenger RNA from Oppiella nova, 1158 nucleotides. The record is from the annotation of a GenBank genome assembly. NCBI's taxonomy places the organism in Eukaryota, Metazoa, Arthropoda, Arachnida, Sarcoptiformes, Oppiidae.
CAUCCAAUGCAACUGCAGCACCAAUUUCAUCAACAAAGACAUCAUCAGAACUAUCAAAACAAUUUUCGACAUCAGAACCGAUACCAUGAGAACUAUGACAAUGAGGACGACUACUCGGGUCUUAUGACACAGCGUGAGAAGGAAUGGCUCAUAAAAAUCCAACAAUUCCAGACUGAGUUGAAGGACCCGUAUGUCGACGACUACUAUUAUGUGACAUAUAUUUCCCGACAAAUCGCUGCCAAAGCGGCCUCUGAUAAGGACAAGAAGACAACGCCGUCUCUACUUCUGCCCGAACGACCGAAAACUGUGUCUGAGUCGGAAUCUGUGAAAUAUACUCCGGAACAGUUUGAGGGAACCCUCGGCAAGAUCCAGGUGUCCAACGUGAACUGUCCCCGAAAGCUAUUAGACUGUCCACUAAGCAAGACAUCUGUCGCCACAGAUGACACCAACAGUGAUAACAAAAUAAUAGUCAAUAAGAGUGAGGUUCAGAGGUUUAGAAAACUGUUACUCGAUAUCGAGAAACUGUAUGUCGUCCUAAUCAACAUCGACGACGAGGACAAACGUAUCGGUGCUCUCCCACCAGACGCACAGAUACCACACCUCGAGACUAGAAAACAACUGUCCGAUAAGCUGUUUAGAGGACUCACUAAUGAAACGAAUGAUAAGAUAAAUCCAGAAGUAAUUCAAAUAAAGAAGGGAUUGUUUCUGUUGUUUCGUUCGUUGAGUUACUUAUCGGAUGAGAACCAAAGAGCGGUUAUAAUGAGUGAUCUCUUGAAUGCAAAUAACUUUAGGCAACAUAUAAUGAAAUCGAAAAAUAGAGACCAAUUCGGACACUAUUUAGUGAAUGCCAUCCAAGACAUCAAUAAUCAUGAAGUGAUUCUCAAAAUUGUUUCCAACAUUAAUAACAUGUCUGUUGUGAUCAAAUCAGAGCGUUGGGCGUCAACUAAUUGCCUACCAGUGCUCUACUCUAUUCGUUUUGAUUAUAAAAAUCGCGAAUCGUGUGACUCGUCAAUCAAAAUACUUUCGCCCGUUUCCUACGAGUUCAACGAUAUGUUGCCUUUUUUCCAGAGACUGUGUGUCCAGGGGUUUACGACACCCCCGCACACCAACCCCGAUCAGACCCAACCAAAAGUGUUGCAAUCAUUUGAUUGGUUUUAA